UAGGAAUCAAGGCAGAGUUGAGAUCGCCAUUCCUUUUAUCAAAAGAAGAGUAAUUGGCAAAUGCUGGAAGUUAUAUUCAUGGCGGAUAUGGAUAUAAAUACAGCAGUCUGCAUGCGACGCUCAUACAGACAUUAACAGCAGCCAAACACCGAACAAAUCAAUAACGUCUACUCAUUAUACAAAAAAAAGAAAAAAAAGAAAAAAAAGAAAAACUCACAAGAUAGAGCCGUCAGAAUGAGAUUCACAGCCGCCACCGCAGUCUCUCUUCUCGCGGGCAGCGCAAUCGCUGCCCCCGCAGACAUGAACAUGAACUCCAGUAAGGCGGCCGACAUGUCCACAGAUGCCUCCUCAAUCACCAAUAUCCGUCUGGCCGACAUGUUCAGCGAGCGCCAGAUGGCUGUUCUCAAGGUCCUCUCCAAGCACCAACAGGAGCUGGGAAUGAGCCAGGAGGAGAUGCAAAUGAUGGACGCCUUCAUGGCCGCGCUCCACGGCGACGCUGCCGGUAAUGUCAAGAGAGAUGAUCCAGCUCCAGUUGACGCUGUAGAUACUGCUCCUGUUGACGCUGCAGAUACUGCUCCUGUUGACGCUGCGGAUACUGCUCCUGUUGACGCUGCGGAUCCUACUGUCACUCCUACUUCCGCCAACUCCACUGCUCUGGACAUCCUUGACGGUGUGAUUGCUGCUUUGACUGCGGCCGGCUCUAAUGCGGCGACUCCCGUGGCUGGAGCUGAUACAACUGGCGUUAACAGCACCGCUGCUGGCGCUCUCGGCUCGUCAACGGGCCUUCUCAGCAUCCUUAAGGGCAUCCCAGUCUUGGGAGCUCUGCUGGGAACUGCGACAAGCACUGCUGGAGGAGCAACCUCUGGGCUGGGAUCUGCGACUUCUGGACUUUCUAAUCUCACUGGUGGAUGUGCUGGAGGUCUGGGGGCCCUGACUGGCGGUUUGGGAGGUUUGAAGGGAGGUCUGGGAGGCCUUACUGGUGGUCUUGGACUGUUGGGUGGUCUUAACAAGGGCGGCCUGCUGGGCGGCAUUCUUAUUCCGGGUAUUUUGUAAAUCGUUGUCUUUGUGCUUGACGGACAGUAAAGAGGUUUGCUUUUAGUAUUUGGUGAGGCAAAAGAAUGUAUGAAAUGAAGGAAUUUUAGGGAGAGAAAUUUGAAUCAAUAUAUGAUAAUGAUGUU
Messenger RNA from Trichoderma asperellum CBS 433.97, 1178 nucleotides. The record is from RefSeq and is a predicted model, not a curated record. NCBI's taxonomy places the organism in Eukaryota, Fungi, Ascomycota, Sordariomycetes, Hypocreales, Hypocreaceae.